UUUCCCUAGCCAACGCAGGGGAUUCUGGGAGUAAAGGCUGAGGAUCAACGGGAACGUAAUAAUGGAAGGGGACACUAAACACCGAACUAUUGUAGGUGGAAACACAAAAUCCGUAAUCUACAAGCAUAUUUCUGUGAGAAGUAAAUGGUAUCACUCCUGUGUCACAAUUAUUUCGUGAAACAUCAAAAGCGCUCUCUGMAUGCGAAUGUAACUAACGUUAGCAAGUGUGGCUAGCCAGCCAUAGGUGGCCAUUGUUUUUGUUUAGUAAACGAAGUGAAAGCAAUAUAAAACCAGUGUUUUCCCCAGCGGAGGAAGGGCCCAGCAGAGGGGUAAACUGUUUGAGUAAUGCGGUUUGGUUUAUCUCGGGAAGAUGGAUGAAAAGUCCACCAACCAACACCGGCUCUAUAUUGCCCUGGUGAUGGUGUUGCUCUUUGGCGUUAUUGUGCUUCAGUACGUUUGUCCUAGCUCCGAUUGCCAGCUGUUGCACAUAGGAUCAUUGUCCUCCAGGUCGGGCGGCAAUGCCAUCGGGUCCCGAGGAGAGGUAAACGACAUUGGCCUCAGUGGAAAGGACCCGUACGUCGCMGAGGACGGUGCCCUAGUCCGGUUCGUUCCCCGCUUCAAUUUCACAACUUCCGACCUCAGUCGCCUCGUUGACUUCAAUAUCAAGGGAGACGAUGUUAUUGUUUUUCUUCACAUCCAGAAGACAGGGGGCACAACCUUUGGUCGACAUUUAGUGCGUAAUAUUAAACUCGAGAGGCCUUGUGAGUGUCAUGCUGGCCAAAAGAAAUGUACCUGUUACCGGCCAGGUAAAKGGGAAACGUGGCUUUUCUCCCGGUUCUCGACAGGAUGGAGUUGCGGUCUUCACGCGGACUGGACAGAGCUGACCAACUGCGUACCGUCCCUCAUGAACAUGCGUGAGCCACCCAAGAAGCCUACAGUUCCCAGCCGGAACUACUACUACAUCACCAUCCUGCGUGACCCGGUGUGGCGCUACCUGAGCGAGUGGCGGCACGUGCAGCGCGGUGCCACCUGGAAGGCCUCCCUGCACGUGUGUGACGGUCGCUCCCCCACGCUGGCCGAGCUGCCCAGCUGCUACCCCGGGGAUGACUGGUCGGGCUGCUCUCUGAAGGAUUUCAUGGACUGCCCCUACAACCUGGCCAACAACCGGCAGGUCCGCAUGCUGGCAGAUCUCAGCCUAGUGGGCUGUUACAACGACUCGGCCAUGAGCGAGGACGAGCGCUGGGCCGUGUUAUUAGAGAGCGCCAAGCGGAACCUGCGGGGUAUGGCCUUCUUUGGACUGACAGAGUACCAGAGGAAAACCCAGUAUCUGUUUGAGAAGACCUUCCGCCUGGCGUUCAUCGCCCCCUUCACKCAGCUCAACGGGACGCGGGCGAGCAGCGUAGAGGUCGCCCCUGAGACGCAACAACGGAUCCGCCAGCUGAACCAAUGGGACGUGAAGCUGUACGAGUACGCACGGGACCUGUUCCUCCAGCGCUUCCAGGUGGCCCGUCAGCAGGAGAGGAGGCAGGCCAGGGAGAAGAGGCAGCAGGAGAGGAGGCGGCUUCGAGGGAGGCUGGGGUCAACUAGGCUGGGGAUAAGAUGGCCGGUGGCGAUGUGGCCCAYCGACAAGCCCCAGUGGACAGAGACCCAGGCCGGGGAGGCGAUCACCACCCACCUACGACCACCCCCACCACCCUCCCCAGAGAUGAAGCAGGAGAGGGAAGGUGGAGCGGCGGUGGAGGCUGAGGUGCAGCUGCCAGAGUGGUGGGAUCUGGAGGAAAACAGCACCAUGGAGGACUACAUGGACAAUGUGGAACAGUGGCGGUAGUAGUGAGAGGACCAAGCCGAAGAAGGAGUGAGCCACGUGAAUUUUCCAGGCUUGCCUUGUCUGCACAGACAUUAUGAGUGUGUCCCAAUAUCUCCUUUCUCCCGAAGUGUGCACAUYUUCACGUCCAUUCGUGAUUUUGAAAGGAAAUGACUGGUAUAAGAAAAAUGUGGUUUUGCCCAUUGCCUACACCAAUCCAGCGCUAUUAAAUAUUUGGGGGAUAYUGAACAAAUGCACACRUCAGGAACAGAGAGAUAUGGGACACAUCCAUUUUCAAAACUCAACGCUAACCACGCACAGCUCCCUUUAGCCUGCAUCCCAACCUUUAGUCCAGGGGUUCCCAAACAUUUUUGGCCCAUGACCCCAUUUUGAUAUGUGAAAAUUCUCACGACCCCAACCYUGUGAAGUUUACWWUGGCGGUCAAUUGAAAAACAUUCUAACCGUAUUUCUGAUUUUUAUUCUCAACCCACCAUCAUAUCCUUUUUAAUGUGGGGCCAUGACGGUCAAUUGCAAAUGAGUCUGACAAAAUGUAUCUCAUCUCACCACCACUAAUGAGAGGGGUGUGCAUGAGGGGUGUGCAUGAGGGGUGUGCAUGAGGGGUGUGCUUGAGGGGUGUGCUUGAUGCAUGUCGCAUCGGAGCUACUCAAAGUCAGGGGACGUGGUCGACAGUGCGCAUCUCAUCUCCCCUGUCACAUUCAACCUGGAUCGAUAUUUGUUUUUAAUGCAGACGAGAGCACUGAGUCAGCGUACCAUGAGUUUUAAUACUCGGAGGGAGAUGGCACAGUUUUCCCUUUGAGUUAGGUCCCAAAACUCCUCCAUAGUGACCUGUGAAUCAGCUGUGUCAUUUCACAUGUCAACUGCGCCAGGAUCACAGUCAAACGGAUUUCCAUCUGUAUAAUAUUUUUCUAUUUCCCCUGCAUGCUUGCGUUCACUUCCCCAAAUAUGUCUGUUACKUAGGCAAGGAGACACAUUUUCUUUUCAUUACACAGAUAGUCAACAAAGUCUGUUUUUARAUCCAUUGCGAAUGACAGCCGUUCCCCUCUCAAUUCGAAAAAAUCAUUCCAACACUACCCCGCGAUAACCACCAAGCCUCGUGUGAAAUGGAACAUUGUCAUGCUAUGAUCCCAUAUGUCCACAUAAUUUUGCGAACAGGCUUACAGUUUACAAUAAGUUACCUGCUGCAUAUCUCCAAGUUCUGUGCACAGCUCUUUUGCCGCCAGUUGCUCCUGGUGUAUCCAUUAUUGCUCACUGGGUGUGUCAUACAAUGUGUCCAUAUGGCAGGGGGAGAACACAUUCAUAACUAGAGUGCAGAGGCCUGCCCGCCGUCCCGUGAUAGAUGGAUCCCCAACUGUGCAAAAGCCCACCAUUCAAUCCCAUGGAAURUGUUUUUCGUUAAUAUAGCCACGGGGCACACUGAACAUCCCCUGUGCCGUUUCAUGCUCGUGAAUCGUGAGACAGGACAAUAUGUCGUUGUGAAUAGCAUCCCCCGACAUGUAGUGAACAAAAGUCAAUGCAUCUCGGCCCUCACAGCUAGCAUCCAAUUGYAGAGCAUAAGGUGGGGAGUUAUCUGACAAAGGUAUUGAUGUGAGUUUGUGCCUCUUCCUCACCACAUUGUUUUCACCAUUUCAAUUGUGGCCGGUAGUAUCAAAGUCUCUGAAAUAGUGUAUGGUUUCAUAGCAUACUGGGCUUAGCCCUUCACCGUGGGAAUAAUUUUAAGUGCAAUGGUCAAGUGUGGCCUUUUUCAAUGAUCUUAGGGCGCUCUCUGGUUGAAUUUCACCUUUUUAGAAAAUUUGAAUAAUUUUCAUCUCGAUUUUUAAGGAGAACCACAUUACAAUGAUUUUGAGAGACAAAGACAAUAUUUUAACAGGAUUUUGGAAAUUCUCCUGCGACCCCAACGGGGUCACGACCCCUAGUUUGGGAACCGCUGCUUUAGUCCAUGGCCAGUUUUCCGUUUCGCUAUACCUACUUAUGUUUCUUGAAUGUAAUUUUUUUUCAUGUACUUCACUUACCCAGAUUGUGGCCAUGACAUUUCUGAGAGAGAAUACAGGGCUUGUCCCAAUUGGRACCCUAUUCCCUAAUAUAGUGCACUAGUUUUGACUAGAACCUGGUCAAAAURAGUGCACUAUAUAGAGAAUAGAGUUUGGGACAGACGCACCACCAAUCCCAUUCCCCUCACAAUCACCCAAGCCUUCUGAGGAGAUCCCUACGGUUCUGGUGCAGAACUGUUGGUUACUAGUACAGAAAUGUUUUACUUAUAAUAAUUUUGAUAUUGAGGUACAGUGCAGAAGUAUUCAGACCCCUUGACUUUUUCCACAUUUAGUUACGUUACAGCCUUGUUUUAAAAUGUAUUCAGUUUUU
This is a messenger RNA of Salvelinus sp. IW2-2015, 4183 nucleotides long. Its product is annotated as heparan-sulfate 6-O-sulfotransferase 2. Gene Ontology annotation, molecular function: heparan sulfate 6-sulfotransferase activity. NCBI's taxonomy places the organism in Eukaryota, Metazoa, Chordata, Actinopteri, Salmoniformes, Salmonidae. The record is from RefSeq and is a predicted model, not a curated record. Gene Ontology annotation, cellular component: membrane.